Danio aesculapii is the source of this 3805-nucleotide messenger RNA. It is a transcript of the gene grm8a, whose product is annotated as glutamate receptor, metabotropic 8a. NCBI's taxonomy places the organism in Eukaryota, Metazoa, Chordata, Actinopteri, Cypriniformes, Danionidae. The transcript is spliced from 11 exons. Gene Ontology annotation, biological process: G protein-coupled glutamate receptor signaling pathway; regulation of synaptic transmission, glutamatergic. Gene Ontology annotation, molecular function: group III metabotropic glutamate receptor activity. The coding region runs from base 343 to 3036 and encodes 897 amino acids. The record is from RefSeq and is a predicted model, not a curated record. Gene Ontology annotation, cellular component: membrane.
AAUCACAUUCACAGGGAGGAUUUUGGUGAUGCGCUGUUCAUUUCAGCACCACAAACCACCAUCAGAGAGCAGAAAGAAGAUGCGUUUGAAGAUGUGAGACGGUCGGAGCUCGGAUGUUAAAAGGGACUUGUUUACUUCCUAUCUAACACUUUUGAGAGUCUCCUUAAAUCACCUGCUGCCAGGCACAUGACGCACAACUGUGGCAACCUAAAUGGCUAGGGUGCUUGGCUUCAGCUUUGAAAUGGGCAUGGAUUUUCCUGUCCACCUACUUCACCAUUAGUCCCACCAAUUGGAAUCUUUAUCCCUUUGCUUCUUCAGAUUUUCCCCAACAUCUCUGUGGAUAUGGAUCUUGUGCGCUUAAGCCGGACUCAAUACCAGUUGCUUGUCUUUCUCUGCUACUGGUUCCCAGUCUCCCUCCAGAAGCUGGAGACACCACCAAUUGAGUAUGCCCACUCUAUCCGUCUGGAUGGCGAUAUUAUCCUGGGUGGCCUGUUUCCGGUUCAUGCUCGGGGUGAGCGUGGGGUUCCCUGCGGAGAGUUAAAGAAGGAGAAAGGCAUACACCGAUUAGAGGCAAUGCUGUUUGCCAUUGACCUCAUCAAUAAAGACCCAGAUCUGUUGCCCAAUGUGACAUUGGGAGCCCGGAUUCUGGACACCUGCUCGCGGGACACUUACGCUCUGGAGCAGUCUCUUACCUUUGUGCAAGCUCUCAUUGAGCGUGACGGUUCGGAUGUACGCUGUGCCAAUGGAGACCAGCCCAUAUUUGCCAAACCUGACAAAAUUGUUGGCGUCAUCGGCGCGGCUGCCAGCUCGGUCUCCAUCAUGGUCGCCAACAUCUUGAGGCUUUUUAAGAUUCCUCAGAUCAGCUACGCAUCCACCGCUCCGGAGCUCAGCGAUAACACCCGCUACGACUUCUUUUCACGCGUCGUUCCACCGGAUUCAUACCAGGCUCAGGCCAUGCUGGAUAUAGUGACGGCGAUGGGCUGGAACUACGUCUCCACACUGGCUUCUGAAGGAAACUAUGGAGAAAGUGGCGUGGAAGCGUUUGUGCAGAUCUCCAGGGAAAUGGGCGGUGUGUGUAUCGCUCAGUCUCUAAAGAUCCCGAGGGAACCGAGGGCUGGGGAAUUUGACAAGAUAAUCCGGCGGCUCCUGGAGACCCCAAACGCUCGGGCCAUCAUCAUGUUUGCCAAUGAGGAUGAUAUCAGGCGAGUGCUGGACUCCGCCAAGAGGAGCAACCAGACGGGUCACUUUCUGUGGGUGGGAUCCGACAGCUGGGGCUCCAAAAUUUCCCCUGUCAUCCAGCAGGAGAGGGUGGCUGAGGGGGCCAUCACCAUCCUGCCCAAAAGAGCCACUGUUGACGCAUUCGAUCGUUAUUUCCGCAGCCGCUCGCUGUCCAACAACAGAAGAAACGUGUGGUUUGCUGAGUUCUGGGAGGAAAACUUCGGAUGUAAACUCGGGAUGCACGGCAAGAGGCCAGGAAGCCUGAAAAAGUGCACCGGGCUGGAGAAAGUGGGCCGGGACUCCAGUUAUGAGCAGGAAGGGAAGGUUCAGUUCGUGAUGGAUGCAGUUUAUGCGAUGGCUCACGCUCUACACCGCAUGCACAGGGAAUACUGCUUCGGUUAUCCCGGACUCUGCCCUCGCAUGAGCAACAUCAAUGGAAAAGAGCUGCUGGGAUACAUCCGCAAUGUCAGCUUCAACGGAAGCGCAGGAACUCCAGUGGUCUUCAAUCAGAACGGAGAUGCACCAGGACGAUACGACAUCUUCCAGUAUCAGAUCACCAACAAAUCCACAGCUGAGUACAAAGUGAUCGGCCAAUGGACAAACAAACUGCAUCUAAACGUGAAUGUGAUGCGCUGGCGGACGGGCGAUCCCAGACUUCCAGCCUCAGUGUGCAGUGUGCCGUGUCAAAUGGGUGAACGUAAGAAGAUCGUGAAGGGUGUGCCCUGCUGUUGGCACUGUGAGCGAUGCGAAGGCUACCACUUCCAGGUCAGCGAGUUCAGUUGUGAACUCUGUCCUUAUGAGCAGCGUCCAGACCGCAACCGUACUGGCUGCGUCCCCAUCCCGAUCAUCAAACUGGAGUGGCAUUCAGCUUGGGCAGCCGUGCCGGUGUUCGUUGCCGUUCUUGGCAUUUUGGCCACCAGUUUUGUAGUGGUCACUUUUGUCCGUUACAAUGACACCCCUAUCGUGCGUGCAUCUGGACGGGAAAUGAGCUAUGUCUUACUGACAGGUAUUUUCUUGUGUUACGCCAUCACCUUCUUGAUGAUCGCCACCCCCAGUUUAGGCAUCUGCUCCUUCAGGCGGGUGUUUCUGGGAUUGGGCAUGUGCUUCAGCUAUGCGGCUCUACUAACCAAAACCAACCGUAUCCACCGCAUUUUUGAACAAGGCAAAAAGUCAGUGGCUGCGCCACGCUUUAUCAGCCCUGCAUCCCAGCUGGUCAUCACCUUCAGCCUGAUCUCAGUUCAGUUGCUUGGUGUGUUUGUGUGGUUUGCUGUUGAUCCACCACAUACAGUGGUGGACUAUGGCGAGCAGCGCACAUCCGACCCGAUGAAGGCCCGCGGGGUCCUAAAGUGUGACAUCUCGGACCUGUCGCUCAUCUGUUCUCUGGGCUACAGCAUCCUUUUGAUGGUCACAUGCACUGUUUACGCCAUCAAGACCCGUGGCGUGCCAGAAACUUUCAACGAGGCCAAGCCAAUCGGAUUUACUAUGUACACUACCUGCAUCAUUUGGUUAGCUUUUAUACCAAUCUUCUUUGGCACUGCACAAUCGGCGGAAAGGAUGUACAUCCAGACCACGACCCUCACCAUCUCCCUCAGCCUGAGUGCGUCUGUGUCUCUGGGGAUGCUCUACAUGCCCAAAGUCUACGUCAUUAUCUUCCACCCGGAGCAGAACGUUCCCAAACGCAAGCGCAGCUUCAAGGCCAUCGUCACCGCCGCCACCAUGUCUGGGAAACUGGUGCAGAAGGGCAGCGAUCGACCCAACGGAGAGGUCAAGACUGAGCUGUGUGAGAGCAUGGAGACCAACAGUUAUGCAGUGGAGUGAGAGUGAAUGUGAUUCUCUGUUGUUUCCUCCUCCAGCAACAUUUUCCACCAAGACGACGUAUGUGAGCUACAGCAAUCAUGCCAUAUGAGGAGGGGCAGUCUCUGGGGGCGGAGUCGAGGGCGGGGCCUGUCACAAGCAGGAUAUCUGCAUUGUGACGCGCGCUGGCAGGAUAACAGACCUGGAAUGGGCAUCUGAGCAUGAGAUUUUUUAUACCGUUCUGCAUCAAUCUAAAAAACCUGCAGCCUCCUGGGAGACGAACGGACAUUGGUGGAUCUUCCAGAGAGACUGCUGAACAAGAGCUACCGACCCUGCCAUGAACACACGUAAAAAAAACGCACACACUCACAAAACUCAAGGUGCAGGCUUGCAGUCAUACGAUAAAAAAAAUACGUUAAAAUAACUCUGCACAAAUAAUCGUGUAAACAUUCUGCAGACGAGAGCAUUCACGGUUAACUUUUUGGAAAUGUGGAUGUAAAAACAAACAAACAAAGUAAAAAAAAAGAGCGAGAGAAAAUAUAUGAAAACUACCAGAGUCGAGCUAUGUUUGUUGUUAUUGUAUUUUUGUGGUCGUGCAGAUUUUUUCAUUCUUGUCCCACUUUUGUCAGAAAGCUGCAUUCUGAGAUGACGUGUCUUGUAUUGGCUGACUGAACCGUAACCGCGGGUUUGUGAAGCUGUAAAAUGCCAUGGUUGAAGCAUGCUAGUUUUUAUACCAAAACAAACAAAAUAUGAAGAAGAUUUAUUUAUAAUAAAGGAAUGUUUUGCAAAUGUG